AUGGGGCUCUCUGAUGUCCAGCUCUGGCCAGUGCUGCUGUGGGCACUGGUGUGGACACAGGGUGUAAGAGCUGCAUGUCACUCCUGCAGGAGCCCAACACUGGAGCCUCAAGCAGAACAAGCUCUGGUCCUGGAGAUAGCCAAGCAGCAAAUCCUGAAGGGGCUGCACCUGACCAGUCGUCCCAAGAUAAGUCAUCCUCCACCCCAGGCAGCACUGACAGGAGCCCUCCAGAGACUACAGACUGGGAAUAUGGUUCCAGAAAAUGGAGAGGAGAUCAUCAGCUUUGCUACAGUCACAGAUUCCUCCACUUCAGCCUGCAGUUCCAUACUCACUUUCCACCUGUCCACCCUUCAGUCCCACCACCUUUACCAAGCCCGUCUUUGGCUACACGUGGUCCCCACGCUUCCUGGCACUCUCUACCUGAGGAUCUUUCAGUGGAGCCCCAGGAGGCACCAAGGAUCCCGCACCCUCCUAGCUGAGCACCAAACGACUACUCCUGGCUGGCAUGCCUUCACUCUGCCCCCUAGUGGCGUGAGGGGUGAAGACUCUGGCAUCCUGAAACUCCAAUUGGACUGCAGACCUCUAGAAGACAACAGCACAGUUGCUGGACAAUCCACUCGGCUCCUGGACACAACAGGAAACCAAGGGCCCUUCCUGGAGCUGAAGAUCGGAGCCAAUGAGCCUAGAACAAGCAGGGCCAGAAGGAGGACCCCCACCUGUGACCCUACUACCCCUUUAUGUUGUAGACGAGACCAUUAUGUACACUUUCAGGACCUGGGAUGGGGGGACUGGAUCCUGCAGCCUGAUGGCUACCAACUUAAUUACUGCAGUGGCCAAUGCCCCCUACACCUGGCUGGCAGCCCAGGUAUUGCUGCUUCUUUCCAUUCUGCUGUCUUUAACCUCCUCAAAGCCAAUAGUCCUUGGCCAGCAGGUACCUCCUGCUGUGUCCCUACUAUCCAAAGGCCUCUCUCAAUUCUCUACCUAAACCAGGAUGGCAAUGUGGUCAAGGUGGAUGUACCUGAUAUGGUGGUUGAGGCCUGUGGCUGUAGCUAG
Dipodomys ordii (Ord's kangaroo rat) is the source of this 1053-nucleotide messenger RNA. RefSeq names its product inhibin, beta E (gene Inhbe). NCBI's taxonomy places the organism in Eukaryota, Metazoa, Chordata, Mammalia, Rodentia, Heteromyidae. Gene Ontology annotation, molecular function: hormone activity; growth factor activity; cytokine activity. Bases 1 to 1053 code for a protein of 350 amino acids. The transcript is spliced from 2 exons. Gene Ontology annotation, biological process: SMAD protein signal transduction; BMP signaling pathway. The record is from RefSeq and is a predicted model, not a curated record. Gene Ontology annotation, cellular component: extracellular region.